CCUAGGCGUCGCACGGCGGAAAAGGCCGCUGGCGGUCGCUCUGGCCCGCUGGAGGACUUGUCAUCGGUGGCUGGUGGCGUGAGGCGGCCGUGAGCGGUUCUGACGUGGGAAGGGAGCGAUUCAGGAGCGUCGCCUCAGCUGCUCCAGGGCUCGUCAUCGGUGCCCCGCGUGAGGCAGUGGAGCCGUUCCUGUGCAUCGGCUCUGCUGCUUUGGCUCCGGAGUGUUUUGGCAGUGGCGCGGCGGGAGGUGUGGAGACCCAUGGAGAGGUUUAAUGCAUUCAAAAGGACUAAUAUCAUACUGCAACAUUUGAGAAUGUCCAAGCACACAGAUGUAGCAGGAGACGUACUGUUGGAACGAAAAGGUUGUGCAGGAGUGAUAACACUGAACAGGCCAAAGUUCCUAAAUGCACUGAGUCUUAAUAUGAUUCGGCAGAUUUAUCCACAGCUAAAGAGGUGGGAACAAGAUCCUGAAACUUUCCUGAUCAUUAUAAAGGGAGCUGGAGGAAAGGCUUUCUGUGCUGGGGGUGAUGUCAGAGCAAUCUCAGAAGCUAAAAAGGCAAAACAGAUGUCUCAAGAUUUUUUCAGAGAAGAAUACAUGCUGAACAAUGCCGUUGAUUCUUGCCAGAAACCUUAUGUUGCCCUUAUUCAUGGAAUUACAAUGGGUGGGGGAGUUGGUCUCUCAGUUCAUGGGCAAUUCCGAGUGGCUUCAGAAAAGUCUCUUUUUGCAAUGCCAGAAACAGCAAUAGGAUUAUUUCCUGAUGUGGGUGGAGGUUAUUUCUUGCCAAGACUUCAAGGAAAACUUGGUUACUUCCUUGGAUUAACAGGAUUCAGACUAAAAGGAAGAGAUGUGUACAGAGCAGGAAUUGCUACACACUUUGUAGAUUCUGAAAAGUUUAGCAUGUUAGAGGAAGAUUUGUUAGCCUUGAAAUCUCCUUCAGAAGAAAAUAUUAUGGAUGUCUUAGAAACUUACCAUGCAGAGUCCAAGAUUGAUAAAGACAAGUCUUUUAUACUCGAGGAACACAUGGACAAAAUAAACAGUUGUUUUUCAGCCAAUACUAUGGAACAGAUUAUUGAAAACUUACGGCAGGAUGGUUCAUCUUUUGCCCUAGAGCAGUUGAAGGUAAUUAGUAAGAUGUCUCCAACCUCUCUAAAGAUCACACUAAGGCAACUCAUAGAGGGGUCUUCAAAGACCUUGCAAGAAGUAUUAACCAUGGAGUAUCGGCUAAGUCAAGCUUGUAUGGAAGGUCAUGACUUUCAUGAAGGCGUUAGAGCUGUUUUAAUUGAUAAAGACCAGAGUCCAAAGUGGAAACCAGCUAGUCUAAAAGAAGUUACUGAUGAAGAUGUGAAUAAUUACUUUAAGUCUCUAGGAAGCAGUGAUUUGAAAUUUUGAGGUGACUGGCCUUUUCCAGUUGCCACCUGGAGGUUCUUUGUUGUGCUGGUGGAGGCUCACUUGCCCUUACACCGGAUGUUCCAAAUGUUUGCCUUUCCAUUAGCUAAAAAUUCUGUCCGUCUUCUAUAUGUUUCCUUCCCUCUCAAUAGACCUUCUACUUUUUUAUUGCUCAUGAAAGACCUUAAAAAUGAAGUAAAGCCAAUAUUUCAACAUAAACAUAUAAAAGAAGGCUAAUUAUCCUAUCAAAGGUAUUCUCAUCCCUGUUGUCAUUAGGCCAGACUAUAUUGUGAUGAGAUGACUAUGAUAUGUAGUACAAAUUUGUUUGUUCAGCUUCCACCUGCCCCCAACUUGGUUUAUCCAUUAGCUCACUGAUUAUGCAAGUCUUGUAGUUCCUUGUUCAUGCACUGGCAUAUAAUGCAGCGUAUAUUUCAAAGAUAAGUCUCUUGGAGAUAUUAUACACAAGAUAUACUCUAUUAAAAUAUUAUUCAGGGGCACAGGGGUGGGUUCUCAUUGACAAAACUGUACUGCCAUAGUUGCUGAGAGAGGGUAGCAACAGGGAUUAGACUUCUUGCUAGAUAUGGGUCUGGGACGCAUCCCUGUUACACCCCUGGGAGACAAGGGCCCAGGGCAGAGAAGGAACCUGAAGUUAAAAAGUUUAGAUAUAACCAAAACCCAUUAGUCACUAUCCCUGUGUAUACUGACAAAUUUAAUGGGACAUGCUGCUUUAUGUGGCUCUGUGUCCUCACCAUAAUACUUACUAUUCCAUACACCUAAUUAUAUCUUUUAAAUAUCAAAUAACCUUGCAGCAAAUAUCCUGACAUGAGAUAUAAAAUGAAUGAAAAACCACAUCUAGGCUUUUGUCUGAGUAAACACGCAAAAACCUAAACUUCUCUUCAUGACCUGGAAAUGUUUUAUACUUAUGGGAAACUUUGUGCCCUUAGCCUGAUGAUUUCAGAUCUGUAUAUGAAGAGGAAUGUAUGUUUUUCUAUAAGUUGCUAGACUGAAAGUACAAUGGGACAGUAUGAAUCCUGGGACUAGGUAGAAUUAAAGUUGAAUGAUGAGGUGUCCAGAAGCAACUGAAAGAUGGCAUAUCACUCAUUUCAAAUAACUUUGCUUGUGUAACGUGGAGAAUUCAUUGUGAUUGUGAGUUUCAGAGUAUUGCUAAAAUUAAAGGUAGCAUUCCUACCUGCUUAUAAUGUCACAUACAUAUGUAUCUCAUUAAAAAGGUCAAACCUUUUUCUGCCUUUAGAUUUCAAUAACAAUGGUGUAUUAAUAAAAGGAUCUAACAUACACAGGCUUAAAUAAUUUCCAUUUAAACUCAAUGUGUAGCAAAUCUUGAUGAAAAGAUUAUUCUAGAAUCUCAGUCCCAAUUUUCCUGCAAGUUAUAUCUUCCCUCCUAAUUUUUUAAAUCACCUAUCAGUACUUAAUCCUUUUAAAAAGUGUGUAUGUGUGUGCGCUGCAACAGUAAAAAGAAAAAGGAAAGACUUCCCCUUCCCCCAAAGAUAGCCAGACUCAUCAAAAUAGUAUGGUAGAUGGCUAUAAAUGUCCUAUAGGCAUGUGUUACCACUAAAAAAAUAAAUACAUGAAUACUCCUUGAAAGGAGUGUUCUGUCUUGUAAUACAACUAUAAAUCCUCAUGCAUUAUCUGGGCCCAUAUUCCAGCCCUCUGCAUCUAAGGCAGUAAAACUUACUAUAUAAUUAGUACUGAU
Lemur catta (Ring-tailed lemur) is the source of this 3097-nucleotide messenger RNA. It is a transcript of the gene HIBCH, whose product is annotated as 3-hydroxyisobutyryl-CoA hydrolase. Gene Ontology annotation, biological process: L-valine catabolic process. The transcript has 15 exons. Bases 259 to 1389 code for a protein of 376 amino acids. Gene Ontology annotation, cellular component: mitochondrion. Lineage: Eukaryota; Metazoa; Chordata; Mammalia; Primates; Lemuridae. The record is from RefSeq and is a predicted model, not a curated record. Gene Ontology annotation, molecular function: 3-hydroxyisobutyryl-CoA hydrolase activity.